CAACCGUGAGCUUGUGUGAUCUUGUUUUAUACCCUCGAUUCUUCCUUCUUUUGCGAACUGGUCUUCUUUGGAACCUCGAUAUAAUUCUUCGAGACUCCUUCCUUUCUUUUGCUCAGCCAUUCCUCGUCUACUCGCAUCUCCAUCCUCUUCUCUGUUUGCGCCAAUACACACAACGCAACCAGCAACACCCACUCCCCCAUUCAGUCUUUGACAGUCUCAUCACUUGCACAAGACUGCUAUCCAUUCUUUAUUCCAGAGCCGGAGACGACCUGACGAGAAACCAAAACCACUCUUUUCCUGUCAGACCAAUUGCCUGGGCAAUUGUAUAAUACGGAACGCUACUAUAUCCAUAACUAUAACACUUAAUAUUUAAAUAUUAUUCGGAAGCAACCACAGAGAGAAACUAUGGACGGCAUGAUGUCUCAAGCUAUGGGACAGCAGGCGUUCUACUUUUACAACCACGACCACAAGAUGGCCAGACAAGCCAUUUUCGCACAGCAGAUGGCCGCCUACCAGAUGGUGCCGACCCUGCCGCCUACUCCCAUGUACUCUCGACCAAACUCCUCCUGCUCUCAGCCACCGACCCUCUACAGCAACGGCCCUUCAGUCAUGACUCCCACAAGCACACCUCCGCUGUCUCGCAAGCACAUGAUGCUGGACGCAGAGUUUGGCGACAACCCAUACUUCCCCUCCACUCCCCCUCUGUCCACCUCGGGCAGCACCGUUGGCAGCCCCAAGGCCUGUGACAUGCUCCAGACCCCCAUGAACCCCAUGUUCUCUGGCCUGGAGGGCAUCGCCAUGAAGGAGUCCGUCGACGCUACGGAGAGCCUGGUCGUUGACUGGGCCAGCAUCGUCUCGCCACCCUUGUCGCCUGUGUACUUUCAAUCUCAGGUUAGCAAGGUGCCUUCGCCUACCUCCAGCCCAAGCGACAUCCUGUCCACAGCCUCAUGCCCUUCUCUGUCUCCCUCGCCAACUCCCUAUGCGCGCUCUGUCACAUCUGAGCACGAUGUUGAUUUCUGCGAUCCUCGCAACCUGACCGUCUCUGUUGGCUCUAACCCCACUCUGGCCCCGGAGUUUACCCUGACUGGCCUGGCCGAGGACAUUAAGGGCGAGCAGCUGUCCACCGCUGCUGCCCAGCCCACCUUCGACUUCAACCCAGCGCUGCCAAGCGGUUUGCCGACCUUUGAGGACUUUUCCGAUCUGGAGUCCGAGGCCGACUUCAGCAACCUGGUCAACCUUGGCGAGGUCAACCCCAUUGACAUCUCCCGCCCACGUGCCUGCACCGGCUCCUCUGUUGUUUCUCUGGGCCACGGAAGCUUCAUCGGUGACGAGGAGCUGAGCUUCGACGACAGCGACGCCUUCCAGUUCCCUUCUCUGCCCAGCCCUACUUCAUCUGUCGAUCUCUCCGACGUCCACCAGGACAAGAGACGAAAGAAGGAGAAGAAGGAGACCAAGCCCAUCAUGAACACUGCUGCUAGCGGCUCUCAGUCUGGCAACGAGCAGAUUGGCGCUACCCAGGCUGCCUCUGCUGCCUCCGACUCCAAUGCCUCCUCCGCUUCUGAGGACCCAUCUUCUUCCAUGCCUGCUCCCACCAACCGCCGUGGCCGCAAGCAAUCCCUGACCGAGGAUCCCUCCAAGACCUUCGUCUGCGACCUCUGCAACAGACGCUUCCGUCGCCAGGAGCACCUGAAGCGACACUACCGCUCUCUGCACACUCAGGAGAAGCCUUUUGAGUGCAACGAGUGUGGCAAGAAGUUUUCUCGCAGCGACAACCUGGCUCAGCACGCCCGCACCCACGCCGGCGGCGCCAUUGUCAUGAACCUCAUUGAGGAUGGCUCCGAAGUCCCCACCUUUGAUGGCGGCAUGAUGACUGGUCCAGUAGGUGAUGACUACAACACCUAUGGCAAGGUCCUGUUCCAGAUUGCGUCUGAGAUUCCUGGAAGCGCCAGCGAGCUCUCUUCAGAAGAGGGCGACCAGGGCAAGAAGAAGCGCAAGCGCUCUGACUAAACGAUUGGUCUAUGACAUAUCUAUACACACGCCUGACAUGAUAAUUCUUACCAAUUCUUGCUACACUUCCCUCACUGCUUGAGGAGAAGUGUAAGCCCUAUUUUCAACACAUACACUUUUACCUAGAGGAGGGUAUACACUACAUACAGGGAAAAAGCUCAAGCGGUUAUGAUUGCAUUUUCAAACCUUUCAGUUCUUGUAUCGACUUGCAACAUCAUACUGAUGAUAUUCUUUUUAUAUCGGGAUUACUUAAUCCCCUUAUCUUUUCUACACUUUAUUUUUUUUACUACUUUUUUUGCAUCAUGACGAAAAGUUCGACCCAGAUCGAACUCGGAAGAGGACAUGAGUUUUUUUUUU
Trichoderma asperellum CBS 433.97 is the source of this 2364-nucleotide messenger RNA. RefSeq lists its product as uncharacterized. The record is from RefSeq and is a predicted model, not a curated record. NCBI's taxonomy places the organism in Eukaryota, Fungi, Ascomycota, Sordariomycetes, Hypocreales, Hypocreaceae. Gene Ontology annotation, biological process: regulation of transcription by RNA polymerase II. Gene Ontology annotation, cellular component: nucleoplasm. Gene Ontology annotation, molecular function: DNA-binding transcription activator activity, RNA polymerase II-specific; RNA polymerase II cis-regulatory region sequence-specific DNA binding; DNA-binding transcription repressor activity, RNA polymerase II-specific.